GUUCGGCCCUUUUAUACAGAGUUUCAUUUGGAUGCUUUUUGUGAAUUCCACAUACUGUAAUCAGUGUUGCAAUGUCAUCUUUAGGAAGAGGGAAUACGCAAGCACUGCUACAAAAGCAAAUGUCUUUUGCUAGCAGCCAUAUGCCUAAAUCAGAAGAAACUGAUGCCCUCGAAGGCAUAAACAUUCACACUUCUACCAAGCACACGAAUACCAGCAUGGGAUGGAUAUGCUGUGCGCCUUGUAUUUGGUUGCGCACAUCAACAACCGUUCACAAAAUUGCAAUAACGGCGGCUACGUUUUUAGUGACGUCACUAUUAGUUGCAUCGCCAAUAUUAUUUCUUAUAAGCACAGCGCCUUCACGACUCCCAAGAGAAUGCAUUUCUAGUGACGAUGACUGUUACUUGGAGUCAUCUGCAGCAAAGGAAUGCUCAGACGUAGUAUGUAGAAUAGUUUCCACAAGUAUUCAAGCAAGCAUUGACUGGAAUGCGGACCCCUGCUCAGAGUUCAAGAAUUUCAGCUGCACCGGCAAUCAGAUGGGGAAGAGUACAACGGCAAUGCGAAGCAUUCAAGAGACUGUUGACAUUCAAAUACAAUAUCUUCUUCAACACAACACCACAAGCGGACCAUUUCGGAAACUCGGUCGACUCUUUAGCAGCUGUCUACGCCAAACUACAAAUUCUUCCACCAUCAAAUACGUAUUGGAACAGUUAGGCGGUUAUCUUCCUGUUGGUGCGGUUGGUCCUAUAUCGAUCUCUUCUCUGAUUAAGAAAAUUUAUAAUUUGGGACCUACUCCUCUUGUUGAUAUAUAUUAUGACUUGAGCUAUGGUCGUCGUCCACAAGUCAUUUUAAUAAUAAGUGAACCGGGAAUUUCAUCCCCAAUUUUAGAGAAUAAUAUUCGUUGGUCUGGACCAAAAGCACCGCCGCAUCAGUUCAAACAGGAAAAAUAUAAACUCCUUAAUCAAUUAUUGGAUGAUUUUUUACCAAAAGAGCUUUCUUUUGAUCAAAAGAAUACGGAAAAGGAGGCUAUAACGGCAUUUAUCACCGAAAUCAACCGCAUUCGUCUAGAACAUUCACUUCGUGGCUUCUGGAAUAGCUCAGUAUUGUACAAUAUCUCUUCUUUGCAAGAAAUGUAUCCAAUUCUCGAUUGGGCCGACUUAAUACCGAAAGAAUGGAAUAAGCCGAUUGUUGUUCGAAGUUCGGAUUAUUUGAAAGCUCUGGAACUGAUCCUAGUAAAGCAUUCCACCAGAGUUGCACAUAACUCGAUUCUUGCUCUUUUUGCUCUUGGGAUAUUGCCGCAAGAUAGACCAAGCCCAACAAUAUGUACACGAGCUACAAUGUGGGCGCUACCAGAUAUCACUUCUGCACUUUUCAUGGCAUACUAUUCAAAAAGUGACCUCCACAGCUAUAUUCAAAGGACUGAUCUAAUUUUCAAAUCCCUUAAAGCGCACUUAAAGCGUGCCCCUUCACUUAAAGGAGCAGCAUUGGUAAAAUUAUCAUCACUAAGAAUUCAAUCUCAGCCCUGGGAAGGUUUCACUAACAUAACAACAGCGACAAAGGAGCUGGAGUCAAUGGAUAUAUCUUCUGACAAUUGGUUCCAGAAUAUAUUGAAAAUAUUUAAAAGAAAUAAAUUGGAUCCGAAUUCAUAUAAAAUGGACGUUAAUUCACAUGAUACAUGGGCUUAUCCGAUUGUCGCAAAAAUAUUUUAUGACACAUUAAGUCACUCUAUUGUUGUACCUUUAUCGGUGAUACUAGUACCACAUUUCGACAGCAGAUUACCACCAUACAUACAGUACGCAUCAGUUGGCGUUCACAUUGCUAAGGAAAUUUUAAGAUCCAUCACAAAAAGCUUCGAUGACAAAGCAAUGCGUUGCGUUCCUGAGUCGGUGAAAGUCUUUUCUAACCACAGCCAAAUGGAUCUUCUUAUUCGCUCCGGAGGUAUGCAAAUAUCAUACCAUUCCAUGUUGUCUAUCACGGGACCACUGAAGGGAAUGGCGCGAUUACCUGCAUUAAAUUUAACUCCCACGCAAAUAUUUUUCUUGUUAUCGGCACAAGAAAUGUGUGAAGAAUCUGUGUACGCGGGCAUAGAUACGGACACUGCAGAUUUCGAACAUAUAUUGAUUUGGCUUGUCGCUCAAGGAGGAAAAGCUUCGGAGGAAUUUAAAUGUGCACCUGGAUCUGUGAUGUACGAUCAAAAAACUUGCAACGUAUUAUAAAAAUAUUCAACAUUACAUAGCUGAUGUGAUAAAAUUAUUAAAAUAAAUACAUAUGUUUGAAAUUACUAUAAUUUCUAAAAUUGA
Molecule: messenger RNA, 2297 nt
Organism: Ceratitis capitata (Mediterranean fruit fly)
Lineage: Eukaryota; Metazoa; Arthropoda; Insecta; Diptera; Tephritidae
Product: neprilysin-3
Exons: 11
Coding region: 72-2213 (713 amino acids)
Biological process (GO): protein processing
Cellular component (GO): plasma membrane
Molecular function (GO): metalloendopeptidase activity
Source: RefSeq, a predicted model, not a curated record